Messenger RNA from Cajanus cajan (pigeon pea), 1427 nucleotides. RefSeq names its product annexin Gh1. NCBI's taxonomy places the organism in Eukaryota, Viridiplantae, Streptophyta, Magnoliopsida, Fabales, Fabaceae. The record is from RefSeq and is a predicted model, not a curated record. Gene Ontology annotation, biological process: response to cold; response to water deprivation; response to salt stress. Gene Ontology annotation, molecular function: phosphatidylserine binding; calcium-dependent phospholipid binding; calcium ion binding. Gene Ontology annotation, cellular component: plasma membrane; cytoplasm.
UCUAUUGGCAAACACAACGGGAAACGAGGAUAAGAUGUGGCGUGGCGAAGUCUCAAAACAUGCAUUUGCGCAUAAUCGCGUGUGGGACAGCCACGUUUGACUUAAUUUACCCAUUCUUUAAUUUUGUGCACUAUUCCCUUCUCCAUUGUCUUUUUCUCCCACAAUAUAAUACAAUAGCAGAGACUCUGUGAAAAGUGAAGAACAACAAUGUCGACGUUGAAGGUGCCUCAAUCUCCUCCCUCCGUUGCCGAUGACUGUGAGCAGCUACGAAAAGCCUUUGCAGGUUGGGGAACUAAUGAGGGAUUGAUUAUAUCGAUCUUGGCUCAUAGGAAUGCUACACAAAGGAAGCAUAUCCGAGAAACUUAUGCGCAGACCCAUGGAGAAGAUCUCCUCAAGGUCUUGGACAAAGAACUCACCAGUGAUUUUGAGAGGUUGGUUCGUCUUUGGACACUUGAUUCCACUGAACGUGAUGCAACUUUGGCAAACGAGGCAACUAAAAAAUGGACAGCAAGCAAUAGGGUUCUGGUGGAAAUAGCCUGCACUAGGUCCUCUGAACAAUUGUUAUCUGCAAGGAAAGCUUACCAUGCUCUUUAUAAGAAGUCUCUUGAGGAGGAUGUUGCUCAUCACACAACAGGGGACUUCCGUAAGUUACUACUACCUCUGGUUAGUUCUUAUCGGUAUGAAGGAGAUGAGGUCAACUUGACCCUGGCAAAAACUGAGGCAAAAUUGCUGCAUGAGAAGAUUACAAAUAAAGCUUAUAAUGAUGACGACUUCAUCAGGAUUUUGGCCACAAGGAGCAGAGCACAGAUUAAUGCUACUUUGAAUCACUACAAAGAUGCAUUUGGAAAAGAUAUCAACAAGGACCUGAAGGCUGAUCCAAAGGACGAGUUCCUAGCUCUAUUACGAGCAACUGUGAAGUGCUUGGUCCAUCCUGAGAAGUACUUUGAGAAGGUUCUUCGUUUGGCCGUCAACGGGCGAGGAACUGAUGAAGGAGCACUUACAAGAGUUGUGGCCACAAGGGCCGAGGUUGACUUGAAAAUUAUAGCAGAUGAGUAUCAAAGAAGGAACAGUGUCCCUCUUGAACGUGCCGUUGCGAAGGACACCACUGGUGACUAUGAGAAAAUGCUUCUGGCGCUUUUAGGACAUGAUGUUGCUUGAAUAUUCCUCUGUGGUACCUGUGGCAUAGGUACUAAAUAAUUUGUGGUGUGCUGGUUAAUUCAAUGGUUCCAUGUUAUUGUUGUGUUUUGGGGCCAUUAUUGUCUUCCUAAGUUGAAUAAAAUAGACCACUUUGGCUCACUUGGUGGAGUUUUGAAGACCCUAGAAUUUGUGUGGUUCAGAUUUUGUAAAUCACGAGUGACUUUUACGAAGUUAAAUAUGUAGGCAACAAAGAUUGGUUUGUUGGUGAGAAUGUGACUUUUACUCCUUAA